Messenger RNA from Phascolarctos cinereus (koala), 2572 nucleotides. RefSeq names its product cytokine induced apoptosis inhibitor 1 (gene CIAPIN1). Gene Ontology annotation, molecular function: iron-sulfur cluster binding. Gene Ontology annotation, cellular component: cytoplasm. Gene Ontology annotation, biological process: iron-sulfur cluster assembly. NCBI's taxonomy places the organism in Eukaryota, Metazoa, Chordata, Mammalia, Diprotodontia, Phascolarctidae. The record is from RefSeq and is a predicted model, not a curated record.
UCUCGCGAGAGUCCGGAGGCGCUGAGCCGGCUGCUGAAGAGCGGGUGCUGGUGGUGGCUGCCGAGUGUGUGGGCGCAGUGGAUGAGGAAGCUGAGGCCCAAAGAGUUUGUGAUUUACCCAGCAUCAUACAGACAGUAACUGUUACUCCCAAAUUCAAUGCUUUUUACACAGAACCAACCAGAAAGUCCCUGGCUUUCAGAAGUUUGGUGGCAUUAUUUGAAAAAGAGAACACUGGAAUAGCUAAGUGAACAUCCCCCAACUUCAUUCUUUUUUAAUAUAUUCUCUAUACUCACACAACAUCUCAAGGGACAGUAGAAGUUUGACUUUCAUGCAAAAUAACUUUUUGAACCCUACAAAACUAGUUUUCAGACUGGUGACAUUGCGGCAAUGGCAGAAUAUGGAAUCUCAACCGGGCAGCGUGUGGUGGUGAUCUGGGAUAGGUCAUCUCCAGUGGAGGCUCUGAAAAGUCUGGUGGAUAAACUACAGGAACUUGCUGGUGAUGAGAGUCACGUGUCUGUGGAAAACAUCAAUCAACUGUUACAAUCUGCUCACAAAGAAUCCAGCUUCGAUGUUGUUCUGUCGGGUCUGGUUCCAGGAAGUACAACACUGCAUAGCACUGAGAUUUUGGCAGAAAUUGCUAGGAUCCUUCGACCAGGUGGGCAAGUCCUUCUGAAAGAGCCAGUGGAGACAGCCUCAGUUCAUGAAGGCAAAGUGAAGACAGCAGCUAAGUUAUGCUCAACCCUGACACUCUCUGGGCUUGUGGAAGUGAAGGAGUUGCAGAAGGAGUCCUUAACCCCAGAGGAGGUACAGUCAGUACAGGAGCACCUGGGUUACCAAAGUGAUAGCUUGGUCUCUAUUCAAGUCACAGGCAAAAAACCAAACUUUGAAGUAGGCUCUUCUACCCAGCUUAAGCUUUCCUUUCCCAAGAAGAAUGCUGUGUCAGAGAAACCUGCCGUGGAUCCUAAUGCUGCCAAGCUGUGGACACUUUCAGCCAGUGACAUGAAUGAUGAUGGCAUGGAUCUCAUUGAUUCUGAUGAACUCUUGGAUCCAGAGGAUUUGAAGAAGCCAGAUCCAGCUUCCCUACGGGCUACUUCAUGUGGAGAAGGGACAAAAAGGAAGGCCUGUAAAAAUUGCACGUGUGGCCUAGCAGAAGAACUGGAGCAGGAGAAAGUGAAGGAGCAGAAGAGAUCCCAACCCAAGUCAGCCUGUGGAAAUUGUUAUUUGGGUGAUGCCUUCCGCUGUGCCAGCUGCCCCUACCUUGGAAUGCCAGCCUUUAAACCUGGGGAGAAAAUCCUCUUGAGUGAAAAAAAUCUUCAUGAUGCCUAAAAGGCAAAAUCACUGGGACUUGUGGGGGUUAUUCCAUUCCAAAAACUGAUUCCAGCAUUCAUUUCAGCAACCUUUCAAGCCCUACCUUGUCUCAUGCCUCCCUGUUUCUGCCUACACUCUGUGUUAGGAUCCUAGAUGGGGUUGGCUUGGUAGACACACAGAAAGUUGGGUAUGUAUGCUGCUAUGAACCAAAGGACUGAGAUAUAAUCAGCCAGAUUAAUUUCUGUUGGGCUAUCUGAUUCAUCAGUGGGACUUAAACUGAAGGUACAGGGAAUUUCCAUCUAAUUAAUGCUGUCAGAAAGGAGAGGUACACCAGAGAAGUUACUCUCUUCGUAUUAGCAUUUGGUAACCUGAUCACACUGUAUUUGGGACCUGAGCCCAACCUCCCUGUCAACUUGGAUCAUAUCACCCUUGAACAUAGUUAUCCUUCAGUAUUAAGCUUCUGUGAUGCAUCGCCAGACCACAGAUCUGCCUCCUAAAUUUAUCGAUAACUGCUUGUUCUGUGAGCAGGCACAUUUGUUCAGUUGGUAGUUACUGGAAAAGAUAGCCAAGUGUUGUAAGAACUCCUUACAGUAACUAGCUUCCUAUCCAACCGGAUAUCUGAAACCUUUUGAACCAUUCAUAUUUUUGAAUCAACCUCAGCCUCGCUGUUUCAGAUCAUUGUUAACUGUGAUUUGGCCAUUAGUGAAUUAGCACUGGAGCUUUGUCCUUUUUCUAUAAUUGUGGAUUUGUAGGUGUUAGAGUAACGUACUCUUAUAUGCCAGCUCCUGGGGUGGGGGUGGGGUGUGUGUAAGAGAAAGAACUGUACAUAUUAAUAUAGCGCACUUCUUUGUACCAGCUCUGGGGGUGGUAUGUGUGUGUAUGAAAGAAAGAACUGACCCUACAGAAAGCAAGAAAACACUUUCCCCUAAGUGAGGGAACUAAGCUCACUUCUGUUUUUAGAUAGCACAUUCAUAUUUAUUAUCAUAUCUGCUGGCACAUCAGGGAGUCAGUGUCAUAAACAAAUAACCCUUCAGUUAUGGAAUGGAGUGGCCUUUCUUCAUCUACCCAGAACUGUUCUGUGUGGGGUCUGGACAUCAGGACUCAAACCAGCUAUAAUUUACUUGGUGCAAGAUUCACUUUUGUCUUUCUUGCUAUUGACCAGUAAGGACUAGGAUCUGAUUUUGCCAAAUGUUGACAAAUGUAUGGAUUUAGGGGAACUGGAAUUUCAGCUGUGUGAUAAAUAAAGUGUUUUAAAUAGUCUUAA